AUGGAUCGGGAGGACGCCUUGUCGACCUUUGUCACACUCACUGGCGCAAAUGGCCAGGUUGCCGGCCAUCUGUUGGACUCAUUCGGCGGGGACUUGGACUCCGCCAUCAAUUUCUACCUAGAAAGCGGCGGAGUGGGCUACGGGGGGCCACCAGUGCCGGCCAGCCCGCCAGACUAUGUCGAGGAGCCAGACGUGAUUGAGGAGGAGCCGGGCCCAGUGGCCGCCAGGUCCCGCAGCAGGCCUCUGCCAGCAGCGGCCAGGCCCCGCAGCAGCCCCAUCGAGAUCCUAGAUGAUGACGAUGACGACAUCCAAGUGCUGGCUACCAGCCUGGGGCGGCGGCGGUCGAGUCGUGCAGAGGAGGUGGUGGAGGAGGACCGCAUGCACCCAGUGGGGUCGGUGGAGGAUGAUUUGGGGGUGGGGAGCCAGGGGCGGCGUGUGCGGCGCAACCGGCGGCGUGUGGUGGGCGAGAUGGAUAGAGACCUGGAGCUGCUGGGCCAGCGCUUUGGCGUGAUGGCUGAGUUCCAGCCUGCUCCCACCAUGCAACAGCAGCAACUCCAGCAGCAGCAGCAGCCUGGUCCAGGGCAGGACCCAGCAGCAUUUGGCGGCGACGGCGAGGUGCCGGAGCUGCCGGCGGAUGUGAACCUGGAGGAGCAGCGCAUGCUGAUGGCCGCCAUACAGGGGGGAGGGUAUGAGGGAGAGAUUCCAGACUUUGCCCACGAUCCGCGCUACCAGCCACGCAUCAUGUCGCCUGGAGCGCAGGCACGGGAGGAUCUGAGGCAGGAGCAGGAUGCUGCAUAUUACGAGUCGCUGCGUGCAGACAGGGAGAAGCAGGAGGCGGCGGAGCGGGCACAGCGUGAAGUGGAGGAGGCAGCGCGCCUCGAAGCGGAGGCGGCUGAGGCAGAGGAGCGGCGGCAGCGUGAAGAGGCAGAGCGGCUGGAGCACGAGCUUCGCAGCAAGGCGGCCAGCCUGCCGCCAGAGCCUGCGGCCGAUGACGCCGACGCCGUCAACCUGGCGAUCCGUCUGCCGGCGGGCGGCCGCUACUCACGCCGCUUCCGCCGCGCCGAUAAGCUGCAGUCGGUCUUCGACUUUGUGGAUGUGCAGAGUGGCGCUGGCGGUGGCGACAUCCUGCCGGGCAGCUACAGCCUGGCCACCUCCUACCCGCGGCGCGUGCUGGAAGAUGGCGCAGCGGAGCAGAGCCUGGCAGAGGCGGGGCUCAGCGCCAAGCAGGAGGCGCUGUUCCUGGAGAUGAAGUGA
Molecule: messenger RNA, 1254 nt
Organism: Chlorella variabilis
Lineage: Eukaryota; Viridiplantae; Chlorophyta; Trebouxiophyceae; Chlorellales; Chlorellaceae
Exons: 8
Coding region: 1-1254 (417 amino acids)
Molecular function (GO): ubiquitin binding
Source: RefSeq, a predicted model, not a curated record